Molecule: messenger RNA, 444 nt
Organism: Rotaria sp. Silwood2
Lineage: Eukaryota; Metazoa; Rotifera; Eurotatoria; Philodinida; Philodinidae
Source: the annotation of a GenBank genome assembly
AUGGGGUGCGGAAGUAGUUCGACUGUCGCUAUUGCUCCCGUUCAACCUGGACCUGAUAAUGAUAAGAAUAAUCAACAAACCAGAAUACCAAGCGCACAAAAUAAUAUCGUAAAGCGAAUAUCGAGUUCUUCAUCUCAGAAAAGCAUUAGUAAAAGUAUAACAAGCGUCACAUCUCAUAAAAGUACUACUAUUAUUAAACCAUCGACUCCACAGAAAAAACCUAAGACUCCUUCACUACACUCAGAGCAUGACGUUAAUCAACAUCUUAUCAUUAUUUGGGUGGAUGCAAAUAUUGAUCAAUCAAAAAAAACAUAUCAUGAUUCAGUGACUAAACUUCAACGCAUUACAUCUGCGAUUUAUACAUGUACUAAUUCUGAACAAUGUAUAAAUUAUAUUGAUGACAAAAAGGUAUUUCUAAUUGUAUCAGAUGAUUUGGGCAAAUAA